UCCUGCGAGGAAGCCCCAGAAACCCUGUCCUCACUGGCUAGUCCCUGCCUGAGUCACCCUGGAGACCCCAGCGCCCUGAGGCCCCGUGGCUGCCGUUGGAAGGCGUUGGCCACUCUCCUCCUCGCUUCCUGCCGUUGAGUUGGGUUCGCUGCUUGAGGAUCACGUGUUGCUCCUGCAGGCCCAUGGGGAGGCUCAGCGGAGUUGCAGAGCCCCAAACCUGAACUGUUGCCAAGACCUUGAACCAUAUAUUCUUGUGGUGACAGUGGCCUUAGGGGAAAAAAUUCUCUCUCCGGGGUGACUAGGUCAGAGCGGCGCAAGCCUUCUUAAAUAAUGCAACUGACCUAUGUGGUGGCCUUUGGAGGGACCACGGUAGUGGUAACUAGAGAAGACUUACCGCAGUCCUCAGCGACCCAGAGGAAAAGAGGGCGUGACAUCAUUGGAUAGUUACUUCUGAUCUCAGGGACACAUGUGGACUCAGAAGAAAAUCACUUCUUCCUUUCUCCUCAAUUAGCACCCUGUCUCUGUAAGGGGCCUGGAAAAUAGAGAUGAUAUUGAAGGUUCUGAAAUUGCCCCCCCCCACCCCCUUCCCUCUAUUCCAUUGGGUUGGGAAGCCAUUGCUGACACAUGGAUCGGACAAAGUACAAUUUAGCCACUGUUACGGGUUCAGUUGAUAUGUUGAAGAUCUAACCUCGGGUAUCUCAGAAUAGAUGUACUCUCAAAAACCUGGACCUGGGUGACUGAGAAGACACGCAUACAAUUAUACCAGCACAAGAAACCCUGGAAAUAAUCCAAAUGUUCAUCAUCGGCCAGAGAAUAAAAUAAAAACAAGUCAUAUCGGAGGUGCAGUGACUUGCUCAAGGACCCAGAAAAAGUAAAUUUCAGGACUAGAGGUCAAAGUCAGCUCUUGUGAUGCCAGAUCCUGGACUUCUGCUCUAGUGCUGUCACAGAUAUAAAGAAAAAACCUUCACUACAUAUUUUCCAUUAUAACUUCAUUUCUGAUUUUAUCUGAAAUGUUACCAGAUUUUGUCAGUACUCCGCUUACUUCUUUCAUUUUAUCUGAUCAUGUAGGCUUGCUCAAACUAACUUUCAAUGAACCAGGGCAUAAACUGAAAAAAAACUUCAAUACCCACAAAAAAAGAAAUUGUGUUGAUGUUUUAUAUUCCCAUCCAGUUCUGGGCUUUGAAACCGCAUCUUUAUCCAACUGUGAUGUUAAGGGAUAUAUAAUUUUGCAUAUUGUUAAUUUCUUUGAAUGCUCCAACAGGAACAUGCUUUUGUGUUGCUCCAGUCUUUUUGAUGAUGGUUUUCCAUGACUGUAUUUUUUUCUGUAAAGGAGACAAGGCCGUUCCCACACCAUUGGACAUUCAGACUGGUUCUUCACUGGUUUUCCAAGGCUAGUGGACCAUGAGGGUCCUGUAGGAUUUCUCACUACCCCAAGCCUUCCCACUAGAGCUUUCUUUCACUGCCUUCACAUCUCGUCCAUCCCAUUCUAGGGGGAUGGGUAUUGGAUAUGUGUCAACUGGGACCUCAUUCAGGGUUCUUUACUCAGAUAAUUGCAUGCCUUUUCCACUUUUACCAAGUCAGGCUCUAGUCCCUAAAUUCCCUAGGUCUUUGUUACGUAAAUCACCUCAAAACCCAUUUUGGAACAAAGUAUGGUAUAAAUAAAGAGAGUGAAUAGACUUCCUGGGAGGAUAAGGAUUCUGCUUCCAAAUGAUCCAACACUACUGUGCAAAACGAGUGAUUUCCUGCUUAUAACAAUUGCAUGUGUUAAUCUGUUAGGUGCUGGUAUAAACAGUAAGGUGUAUAGUUUAACCCAAGGCCUGGGAACAAAGGUCUCUUUCUCUUUUACUUUAGAAAAGGUGAUGGAUUCAGAAGAAAUAGCUUUGAGGGAGGCACUGUAGGGAAGCGGUUUUAAGCACACAGGAUAAUGAGCCAGUUGGAUCUGGAUUCUUCUCCCAACCCUGCUUUUAAUGGCUGUGAGCCCCUGGGCAAGUUGUUUAUUCUCUAUGAACCAUAGUUUCUACAUCCUUAACUUCCUUAGAGGAUUGUUUAGGGAUUAAAUAAGACCCAGUAUAUAGUGAAGGUGGAGUAAACAUUAAUAUUAUCCUUGGGAUGGUUUCUCUGGAAUUACAAUUUCAAAACUUUUAAUACAAGAUAAUAACACACACAAAAUAACGACACAACUGGAGUGAUCAGAGUUUCCACUGAAGGGUUGUUUUUCACUUUUUCCCAGUGUGAUUUUCAGAAUCAGGAAGAAUAUCAGGCCUCUAACUGUGGAUACAGCCUGCAGCUAUGGGCUUAAAUGAAUGAAUGAAUGACUGGAGUGUAGUCUUGGGUAAAUAAUUUAAUUUCCCUGUAUCUCACUUCCUCUUCUGUAGAAUACUGAUUCAUGGAAAACUAAUGGUUUUGGAAAAUCCUCUAGAUAGAGGCUGGGUUUGCAGCCGUGCUUAUGUUGCCCUAUGAAUAUGAAAGUGCUAGCAGCAUAAUUCCUCAAAUCCCACGUCCUGUUUGGUGGCAUUUACCCACCGAUGGAAUAUUUGUGUGUUCGUGUCACAAAAGCCCUUGGAAGAGCCAUUUUCAUUGGGAUCUAACUUGCAGUGAGCUGGCACAUUGGCAGGACAUAAUGCAGGUGUGCUUCGCUUUAGAGAAGACCACAUGCCCACUAAUUUGCAGAUUGGCCUGAAGAAUCAGAGGGAAUGAUCCAGGCAGAGAUUCCAGACACCUCUCUGCUUGCAAGUUGGGCUUUGGCAGGAAUGGUUUCUACUUCCUGGUUGCAUGAUUCAUGCUUGUCCCAUCAAAAAAGGACAUUCUAAAGGAGAACAGUGAUCAAUUAAGAAAGAAAAUAUUAUGGGGCGCCUGAAUGGCUCAGUUAAGUGUCUGACUUUUUUUUUUAACAUUUAUUUAUUUAUUUGAGAGAGAGAGAAAGAACAGGCACAGGAGGGGCAGAGAGAGAGGGAGACACAGAAUCCGAAGCAGACUCCAGGCUCUGAGCUGUCAGCACAGAGCCCGACGUGGGACUCAAACCCAUGAACCAUGAGAUCAUGGCCUGAGCCGAAGUCGAACGCUCAACCAACUGAACCACUCAGGCGCCCCAUCCCACUCUUGAUUUUUACACAGGUCAUGAUCUCAUGGUUCAUAAGUUCGAGCCUCAUGUGGGGAUCUGCAAUGACAUUGCAUAACCUGCUUGGGAUUCUCUCUUUCUCUCUGCCCCUCCCCAACUAGUGUUCAUGAUCUCUCUCCCUCCCUCUCUCUCUCUCUGUCAAAAUAAAUGAACUUAAAAAACGGGGGGGGGGGGGCACCUGGGUGGCUCAGUCAGUUAAGCGUCCAACUUCAGCUCGGGUCACGAUCUCGCAGUUCAUGAGUUUGAGCCCCACGUGGGGCUCUGUGCUGACAGCUGGGGGCCUGGAGCCUGCUUCAGAUUCUGCGUCUCCCUCUCUCCCUGCCCCUUGCCUGCUCACACACUCUCUCUCUCUCUCUCAAAAAUAAACAUUAAAAACAAAAACAAAACAAAAAGGGAAAGAAAAUAUUAAUUACUAACAAAAGGAAACAUUCACUCGUCUUAUCUCUAAGGAUUUGGAAAUAAUGGUACUUAUUAUUGAAAAGCAAGGAUAAUGGAAAAUACUUAAUAGUAGACUGACUUGCUUUAAGAAUUAACAUUCUGCGUGUAAAGUGCAAUGCAAUCCACACAUGCACACAAUGCCUGACACACAACAGACUUGGUGAAUUAUAAUGAACUGAGCGAAUGGAGAUGAAGAAAGGAAAGAGAGAAGGAAGGAAGAAAUUAGCCAAGAGCUGGGCCUUAGGAAACAAGGUACGAUUCAUCGUUUCAAUGACCCUAGGCAAGUAUCUUAACCUGAGCCUCAGUUUCUCAUCUGGUAAAAAGAAGCAAUGUCCACCUCACUGGUUUGUUGUGAGAAACCGAAUAAUGCAGUUAGAGAGAGAUGUGGUUAAAAGCACCUGACAGUCAUAAGACCUGGAUUGUAGCUCAGGUUCAAUUCCACACAAUAUAAUUCACUCAAAUAUUUACUGAGCACUUAUUAUUUGCCUGGCAUUGUAUUCCAGGUGCUGGAAUUGGAUAAAAAUUAAUAAGACAGCUAGGUUUGUCCCUUGUAUAGGGCAACUGGGAUGGAAGCAGACCCAGAUUCUGAAUCAGAGCACUUUUAUUUUACCUACAUUCAAAAGAGGUCCCCCCAAAGUCCCUGAGUCAUGCCAGUCUUUGCCCUCAAGAAACUCAUAGUCUCUUAAGGGACACAAACCUGUAAACCAAAAAUUCCACAGCAGCAUGCUAAACACAGCAAUGGUGGUAUAUAAAAUAUGUACGGAGGGAAUAAGGAACGGCUGAGGAACUGUAGAGGGGGAGUCCGGUAAAGGGUCCUGAAGCGGAUGCUGUCUCGCUGAAUUAUGGAAAACAAACAGGAGUUCCUACAGAGAGAAAAAGAAAGGACAUUUUAGAUAACAGGAAGCAUUACAUGCAAAGCCAAAUAAAUAGGAAGUUGCUAGUUCCAGGUUCUGCCAUUAACUGACUUUAUUUACCUUUAUGGAAUUUCCCCAAGUCCCUCCAGCUUCCAGUUUUCUCAUAUUAGAAAAUGAAGUUUGGGGGAGGGGGGGAAGAGGCAACAUAGAUUUUCUGUAAGGGGCUUUCUAACCGGUACCUCCCCACUGAAGCAGAGAGAAAAGGGUAGCGUUGGAAACAUCACGUGAUAUUUUUAGGGUAUGAGCUAGAGGCCCCAUCUUUUGUGACAAAAGAUGAUCGUCUGCAGUCGUCCAGAAAGUUUUGCGUAAUUCACCCACUUCACCAGUAUUUAUGGCAUUGAUUGAGCCAGGCUGUAUGCUAGUACGGAGGCCACCAUCCAGCAGAGGGAGACGUGUAAUAAGUACACGAAUACCAUGGAAACCAUAUUGGUCGGCUCAUGGCGGGUGCGUGGAAGCAGUAAAAUAGAAGAACCUAGGGCAUGUCCCUGUGCAGGGUGACAGGAUUUAGCUCCUACCAAAAAGGAACUUCCUGCUUCCUCAUCCUGUUUCACCUUCUCCAACAGGCCGCUAGCAUUUUCCACCACCACAAAUUCUCCCUGGGCAGGGCGACCAGGCGUCCUCUCUUCACCUGCAACCUUUUCCAGGCCUGUGUAAGGGGCUCCAGGCACGCAGAGUGGAUGCAGGUCCCAAGACUGACCGGAGGGUCACACCCAAGCACCCACUGCAGGGGCCCCAGCGGCGGCGGGCAGGGGUGACUUGGAAGGCGGGCUGUCCCCUGGCUCCAGGGGUUGGGCUCUAGGCCGGCUGGGCGGGACUCGGGCUGCCAGUAUAAGACAGGAGCGCCACUGUCCUGGCCAGAGUGCUGAAGCUGGCGCCCCAGCCAGGACCGCGAGGCAGCCGGCCCUGAACUUGCAACUCUCGACCCACAGUGACUGAAGAAGAAGGAAAGGUCUGAUUUCGAUUACUUCGUUUAUUUAGUACCAAGGAAUGGAAGGCGGGCAGGUUUGUGGGUGGAGGAGAGCUCGGCUUGGAUUGGCCAGGGGCCAACGCAGGCCCGCUGGUACCCCUCGGGGGGCCCCCGGUAGCGGUCUACACUCAGCAGCUUCUCUCUCGCGCAGGAGGGCCGCCUGCCACCACUCUCAGCCUCAGCCUCGGAGGAUGCGGCUCCUCGGGAGACUCCGCGCCUCCACUCCGGAGCCCGCUUUCUCCAACGUGCUCACGCCGGACCGCAUCCCCAAGUUCUGCAUCCCGCCGCGGCUGCCCGCGUCCUACGCGCCCGAGUCUCCGCCUCCGGCCGCCGCUCUGCCCCGGCGCUGCGCAGCCGAGCCGGACCUGUGGCCCAGAGGAGCCGACGACAGCGCGGGGCACACGGACUGGGACCCGCGCUCGCAGGCAGCCCUAUCGCUGCCGCACCUGCCCCGCGCGCUCACCGCCUACGGCUUCUGCGCGCUGCUCGAGAGCCCGCACACCCGCCGCAAGGAGUCGCUCUUCCUCGGGGGCCCUGCAGCCGCCCCGCUGGUGCCCCAGGACUCGGCUCCUGCCUCCGCCCCCGCGCUCCCCGCGGGCCCUGGCCCCACCCGGGACGCGCCCGCCCCGCCGGCCCGCGCCCGCCGCCUCCUGCGCGCCCCCGAACGGCUGCUGAGCCGCGCGCUGUGGGCCCGGACGAGCCGAGGCCUGGUCCGCGCCCCCUCCGUGUCCAGCGGGGACGGUGACGAGGACGAGGAGCGCGGCGCCGUCUCGGACCCCCCUUCCCAGGCCCCCUCCGCGUCCCCGCCGCCGCCGCCCUGCCCCGGCCCGCGUCCCGAGCGCCUGGAGGCCGAGGGCACCGUGGCCCUGGGCCGCGCCGGGGGCGCCCUGCGCCUGGCCGCCGAGUACAGUCGGGCCAGCGGGCGGCUCCGCGUCCGGCUGCUGGGCACCGAGGGCCUGGCCGCGGGAGCCGCCGAGCCCCCCGCCGUCGGCUGCCGCGUCAGCUUCGUCCUGCGGCCGCCGGGCCAGCCGCGCUCGCAGCGCAGCGCCGUGGUCCGGCGGAGCCGCAAGGCCGCCUUCCACCAGGACGUGUGCUUGGACGGGCUCUCGGAGGAGCAGGUGCGCCGCCUGGCCGUGCGCGUCAAGGCCGAGCAGCGGGGUCGCGGCCUGGAGCGGGGCCGCCCGCUGGGCCAGGGCGAGCUGCUGCUGGGCUCCCUGCUGCUGCCCUGAGGGCGCCCGGGGCUCAGACCGCCCCCUCGGGGCGCCCUCGGACCGCUGGCAACUCGGACACCGAAAGCCGCUUCGGACAAAAUAAAUGUUAUUUAUUCAUUUUUCAA
This is a messenger RNA of Panthera uncia (snow leopard), 6773 nucleotides long. It is a transcript of the gene C2CD4B, whose product is annotated as C2 calcium dependent domain containing 4B. Lineage: Eukaryota; Metazoa; Chordata; Mammalia; Carnivora; Felidae. The record is from RefSeq and is a predicted model, not a curated record.